This is a messenger RNA of Actinia tenebrosa (Australian red waratah sea anemone), 1861 nucleotides long. RefSeq lists its product as uncharacterized. The record is from RefSeq and is a predicted model, not a curated record. NCBI's taxonomy places the organism in Eukaryota, Metazoa, Cnidaria, Anthozoa, Actiniaria, Actiniidae. Gene Ontology annotation, molecular function: calcium ion binding.
CUGGUGCAGCCUGACAAGGAAUAAUUUAAUUAAAUUCAUCGUCAUGUAAUAUUUUCAAGUUUAUACGUGUUAUUUUAUUCAUUUGUGUUUCUCUUGGGCGCCUUGAUCAUGGAUCGCGUUUACAGAGUUUUCCUGUGUUUUCAUAUCGUAUUUUCCCUGUUAAGUACUCGACUCGAGUCUUCAAACAUACCUGUAGGUCAUCUACAGCCUUUAGGAUCACAUCGUCCGGCUGAGACAGAUCUCGUAGAUGAAACAAACGAAUGGCCAAGUCCAGAGGAGUUCUGGAAUAGAUAUGUUAAGCCCUCAAGGCCUUUGAUUUUACGUGGAGCCGCGAAAUACUCUAGAGCAUUCACUGAAUGGACGGACGAAUUUCUGUCAACAAAGUAUGGCGAUCUUGAAGUACGACUUGAAGGAAAGAAAGAAAAAAGCAGUGCUAUACCUAUAGGAGCUAAAGGAAUAGGACGGGAUACUAUAGGUAAUUUUGUCAAAAAUUACCACAAUAAUGGGUCCAGGGCAUAUAUUGUGUCAGAGCUCCCAUCACCAUUGUACAAGUAUGUUAGCGUUAUACCCCCACUUACCUGUGGAACUUUCAAGGACCGUCUUGUUGAAGUUGAUAUUUGGAUGAGUGGUGGAGGUACUGCAAGUAUACUACAUAAGGAUGCUUUUAAUGCAAUUAACUGUCUGUACAAUGGAACAAAACAAUGGAAAAUGAUUGAAUACAAGUAUGAAGAUAAGAUCUAUAAGGCAUGGGAACCUCCACAGAUGAUCGGCGGGUACUCAAAGAUUAAUGUAAAUAAGGUAGACCUACUAAAGAACCCUUUGGUAUCAGAGGUACCAUGGUCUAACUUGACAAUCUAUGCUGGUGACUGUCUCUUUCUUCCUAAAAGUUAUUAUCACCAGGUGUCAUCCUUUGGAAGUCACAAUCUAGCAGUAGCCUUGUUAUUCUCACGUUUUGACCAUGUUGAUGACCUGGACUUCAGUGAUUGUAACAAAACUCUUCACCCUACCCCCCUUAGUGAGAUGGAUAUUGACUGGAAGUACACAGGACAUGGUAAUCUGUCGAUGGGUAAUACAGAUGUAGAAACUGUAAGAGAGGCUAUCAAGUUAUUUUUUGGUGACAAGAAAACAUUAACAAGAGAAGAGGCCUUGGAGAUGGGAAAAAUGCCAUUAUCACCUGUUGAAAAGGAAAAGAAGCUGUAUUAUGUGGAAUUUAUUAGGGAUAAUGCAGAAUGGUGGUUUGAUCAACUGCAAGAAAAAGGUAUCAUGGCCCUCAAAAAAGUUGUCAGUUUGACACGUGAUGAGAUGCGCAAGCUAACCUUGGCCUCAGAAGGGACUGAUAUUACCAACACAGAAGAAUAUGAGUAUGGAUAUGUUGGGAUAGAAACUAUCAGAGCAAUACUCGAUGAUCUUGUGCAAAAAGACGUCCAAAUAGAAAGAAGUGCUUUUAUUGAUCGUUACACCAAGGAUGCGGAUGGGACAGAGAAGUUUGCAACUGAGUUUUUCAAUAAAUUGGACAGUGACGCAGAUGGUCUCGUGUCCCAGGAAGAGCUUAAAGGAAACAUAAAAGUAGCUUUGGAACCGUACAUAAAGUGGUCCUCUUUGCCGAUAGAUGAGCAAGAAGGGUACGACGAGAAAGAUAAAGACAACCAAGUUAGUGAAAAUGAAAAUGAAGUUGGACAAGAUACCACAAAGCAUGAAGAACUUUAGAAACUUGCAUUUUUAUUCAGUUGGCUUCGUUUCUUCAAGAGCGCACUAAAUGUAACACGACUUUGAGUUUACUGUGUGGCAAGUUUAAUCUUGCUCAAUCUUCUUGCAAUCGUAACUUUUAAACUCCUUAUAUUAAAAAAAAAUUAGCGAAAUA